Molecule: messenger RNA, 1305 nt
Organism: Stylonychia lemnae
Lineage: Eukaryota; Ciliophora; Spirotrichea; Sporadotrichida; Oxytrichidae
Source: the annotation of a GenBank genome assembly
AUGGGCAAAAACAAGAAGUCAAAGCAAAGUGGUCAAAACUAAGCAAAGAAGUAGAAGAAAGAGGAGGAGAAAAAGCACUCACACGAUGCAUCUUGCGGAGAUGAUCAUGAUCAUGACCACAACCAUGAGCAAGAAGAAGAAGUAAAUGAGGGCCCUUAACUCACACCACAGGAAAAAGCUCAAUAAUACAAAGAUAUGUAGCUUUAGAUCUACAACAACUUCUUGAAAGAUUUUUAGGAUGACGAAAAGACUCUCUUGAUAGAACCAGCACAUCAUUUUGCAGAAAAACUAAGGGAUAAUGAGAAAAGAGAGAAGGAGGAAUUCAAAAAGGUUGAGAAAAUACUUAAAAAAGAUGCGGGAGAAAUUGAAGAGCUUUACUAAAAUGUUUCUGCACAGUCAAGUAAUGUUAACCAACUAAAAGCAUUUAGAGACAGAAUAGCCAAAACUAUUACGGAGAUUACUAAAUAGCAAAAAUCUAAUGCUAAGUAGCAAUAGAUAUGCAGCAACUAAGAUUAACUAGUCAAUAAAAUGAAAAGUGAAAUACAGUCAAGUAUGAAUAAAAAGAAUAUGCUCGCAAAUCUGUGUAAUGGUUUACUAGAUAAGAAUUAUGAUCUAUAUAUGAAGCAUGAAUAAAUGCUUGAAGAUGAGAAGAAGCAAAGACAGGGUCUAGCUUCUUAAUUCCAAGAGUAGAUGUCAGAAGUGACUAAAGAGUUAGAGCAAUAAAAACAAGCUAGAGGUCAAGAACUGAAGGAAAAUCAGGAGAUAAGAUCAAAGAUAUAGAAAGCAAUCACUGAUUAUAAAGUAAAGGAGGAGGAUUAUAGAUCAAAGAUGGAAAGCCAUGGUAAAAUUAUAUAGGAGAUAGAGAAGAAACUAAAGCAUACUAUUGACGGAAGCAUUAAUAAAACUGUCAAAGAAGCUGAAUAAGAGAAGACAAAAUUCUAAAAGUCCUGCAAUAACGUGGCAGAGUUAUCAAAUAAGAUCAAUGACUUUAUGCAGAAGUUUGAUAAGAUCAAGGAUGAGAUGAGUGAAAACGGAAAGAAGUUUGAACAUUAUCAGAUGAGCGUUGAGACUAAAAAGCUUGAGAUGUAAGCUGUUGAGACUGAAAUUCAAAACAUAUUGCUUUCCGAGUAAAAGAUCCAUAAAUUUAUGAAGGAAGGUGAAGAAGAGAAAAAGAGGUUAUCUGCGCAGAUUGACGCUCUUAGAAAUCUUAAGGAUGCCUUGCUGGUAUAAUUGAAUAACCUAGAGGAUCAACAGAGUGAGAAGGAAAAUUCUGCAAAUAUCACAAAUUCUACUGCAACUGAGUGA